CAGCCCGACCCACCAUGAAGGCGCUGCUGCUUUUACUGCUGCUGUUUCUUGACCUGGGACAAGCCCAAGGACCCCUUCACAGGGUACCUCUCAGAAGGCAGCAGUCUCUUCGGAAGAAGCUGAGGGCCCAGGGCAAGCUCUCAGAGUUCUGGAAAUCCCAUCAGUUAGACAUGAUCCAGUACACCGAGUCCUGCACCGUGGAGCCAAGUACCAACGAGCCCCUCAUCAACUACUUGGAUAUGGAGUACUUUGGCACCAUCUCUAUCGGCUCCCCACCACAGAACUUCACCGUCAUCUUCGACACAGGUUCCUCCAACCUCUGGGUACCGUCAGUGUACUGCACCAGCCCCGCCUGCCAGACGCACCCCCAGUUCCGCCCUUCCCAGUCCAACACCUACAGCGAGGUGGGCACUCCUUUCUCCAUUGCCUACGGAACCGGGAGCUUGACCGGAAUCAUCGGCUCGGACCAAGUCUCUGUGGAAGGACUGACCGUGGUGGGCCAGCAGUUUGGAGAAAGUGUCAAGGAGCCGGGCCAGACCUUUGUGAAUGCAGAGUUUGAUGGCAUCCUGGGCCUGGGAUACCCGUCCUUGGCUGUUGGAGGAGUGACGCCCGUGUUUGACAACAUGAUGGCCCAGAACUUGGUCAGCCUACCGAUGUUCUCCGUCUACAUGAGCAGUAACCCAGAAGGUGGCUCAGGGAGUGAGCUGACCUUUGGAGGCUACGACUCCUCCCAUUUCUCUGGGAGUCUGAAUUGGGUCCCUGUCACUAAGCAAGGCUACUGGCAGAUCGCACUGGAUGAGAUCCUGGUGGGAGGUUCGCCCAUGUUCUGCCCUGAGGGCUGCCAGGCCAUUGUGGACACAGGGACCUCGCUUGUCACCGGCCCUCCAGACAAAAUCAAGCAGCUGCAAGCAGCCAUUGGAGCGACACCUAUGGAUGGAGAGUAUGGCGUGGAGUGUGGCAACCUCAACAUCAUGCCAGAUGUCACUUUCGUCAUCAAUGGUGUCUCCUACACCCUCAGCCCCACUGCCUACACGCUGCUGGACUUUGUGGAUGGAAUGGAGUUUUGCAGCAGUGGCUUCCAAGGCCUUGACAUCCAGCCUCCAGCUGGGCCCCUUUGGAUCCUGGGGGACGUCUUCAUUCGACAGUUUUACUCUGUCUUUGACCGUGGGAAUAACCGUGUGGGGCUGGCCCCAGCGGCUCCCUAAGUAGGCUUCUGAAUCUGUGUUGCCUCCCCAACACCUGUAGUACCUGUUAGGUUGAGGCGGUCUUUACACUUGUCAAAAUGCCAUCUUCUAAGGCCCAUAUUGUAACACGGUAGGUUAAGCAGUCUGUGAUGUUGGUAUUCCAUAUCCAUAUUGGAGUCCUGGCCGCUUCAGUUCCGAUUCAGCUCCCUGCUAAUGCACCUAGGAAAGCAGUAGAAGGUGGCCUGAGUCCUUGGGCCCCUGCCACUUACCUGGCACACCCAGAUGCCAUUCCAGACUCCUGGCUUUGACCUAUGGCUAUUUGCAGAGUGAACCAGUAGAUGAAACAUCUGUUUCUCUCCCUCUCCUUCUCUCUCUCUCACUCUUCCCUUUCAAAUAAAUAACAAAUAAAUAUUUUUAAAAGCUCAUUUUCCAUGGAAUUCAGUUAUUCCCAGAGUUGCAACUUGAAUGAGGGCUAAACACUGCAUGAGAACACACACAGUUUACACACUAAGACCUUCUCCAUGAUAGCCUAAGAAUUAAGUUGCAUGUCCAGGUAUACAAUUAAUGCAAAUUUCAACACACACACACACACACACACACACACUUCAUUGUCAUAAAUCACUAUGCACUCCCACCCAACUCGAGCAACCCACCCAUACAUACCACCCUGCUUUACCCACACCACCUUACUUCUCUCCAGCUCCACAUACUUGCAUUAUUUGGGAAUUCCUUCCAAGCCUCACACCAUUUUGUCCCAGAUAUUUCCAAUGUCCUUAAAGAUGCAGCCAGAAUUCAAGUGCCUCCUGCUGUCUUACAAAUG
Molecule: messenger RNA, 2004 nt
Organism: Ochotona curzoniae (black-lipped pika)
Lineage: Eukaryota; Metazoa; Chordata; Mammalia; Lagomorpha; Ochotonidae
Gene: CTSE
Product: cathepsin E
Exons: 9
Coding region: 15-1205 (396 amino acids)
Biological process (GO): proteolysis
Cellular component (GO): endosome
Molecular function (GO): aspartic-type endopeptidase activity
Source: RefSeq, a predicted model, not a curated record